GUUGGGUACCUUGCUCAGGGGCACCCCAGCCCUUUCCACUUGGCCACGGACUGCCAACGCACCACUGUACAUUGGUUAUUUAAUUAAUUCAUUAAUAAACAGGGUCAUUUCAGUUUAACAUCACAGCAGACAUGUCACAAAGCACACACACCAAUUAUAAGAAAGUAUACCUAAAACGAGUACAGCUCUGAUUUGAAUUGAGCCCACACUUAACCUUCAAAGUAUUUUUAUUUUAUUUUAUUUAAUAGUUAAUUCCAUAAGUGACAGCAUUUUACAAAAACAACAAACUGUCCAAUCUUAGUGUGAUGAUGCUGUAUUUCACAGUUACCACAGUCACAGUGUUCUUACUCAUUUAAUGUCUUGUCGUUGGAUAAACCUGGAGAGGGAUUAAAGGGCAAGAUUGCUGACACAUUUAAACACUAAUUAAAAACAACAAUAACCAGAAUUUGAUUAAGCUGUCAAAAUUAAACAAAUUACAUCUUCCUGAUAUUUAUUACAGCAAGGAAAGAUUGUUCACUGAAUACACAUCUCAAGACUGUGUCAAAAUAUUCUCAACCCUAAAUAUUAUAAACAUUAACAGCAAAACAAGAAGAUAAUACCCUCAAGCUAUUCAUAACAUGUCACCAAACUAGCCACAGUACAUCUUAACACUCGCCAUAGCUCAAGUUCUUUAAAUACUAUACUCUGCCUAUGUAUCAACCCUGUUGUGGACUUUACUGAGGAUAGAACACCUGUUAGAAAAAUAAAAAUACUACUAAAUUGGGCAGACCGCUCAGGUUGAAUGCUUUGGAAAUUAAGUAAGAGAUGACAUGUUGUGAUGGUCUGGUCUCAUGCAGAGGAGAGAUAGUGAUUAUAUUGGAAAAAGGAUGUUGAGGAUGGAGCUGUCAGGCAGGAGGAAAAGAGGAAAACCACAAAGAAGAGGACAUGAGGACAGUUGGUGUAACAGAAAAGGACACAAGGGAGAGGACAUGAUGGAGGCAAAUGGUCCUCUGUGGCGACCCCUUAAUUAAUUAUAAUGAAGAUGAAGCCCACUGUGCCACUUCUACUCUUGGUCCUCCUGACUUUCACGAGACUGAGCCGAGCCCAGGUCAGGACGUCUCUUCUGGACUUGACCAACAACAUCGGCAGCGUCCUUCCCAGCCUCAGCCGGCCGGCGAACCACAGCCGCAUCUUUUAUGCUGUGAUGUUUGAUGCUGGUAGCACAGGAACACGUAUCCAUGUUUACACCUUCAUCCAGAGUGACUCAGAGAAACUGCCUGUUUUGGACAAUGAGAUGUUCCACUCCAUUAAGCCUGGUUUGUCAGCAUAUGCUGACUCCCCCGAAAUGGCUGGACACACGGUGAGGUUGCUGUUGAAGGUGGCAAAGAGGACUGUGCCUCGCCUGGAGUGGAAGAGAACUCCUGUGGUCCUCAGAGCCACCGCUGGACUCCGGCUGCUGGCGGCAGAGAAAUCUCAGGCUCUUCUGGACCAGGUUCAACAUGUGUUUGAUGAGUCUCCCUUUUUGGUCCCAGACAACAGCGUGACUAUAAUGAAUGGCACUAAUGAAGGAAUCCUGGCUUGGAUGUCUUUGAAUUUUCUGACUGGUCACCUGAAUGCACAAACCAAGAAAACGGUGGGAAUAUUGGAUCUGGGAGGUGGAUCUACACAGAUCACUUUCCUGCCAAAACUACAGAAAACAAUUGAAAGUGUUCCCGUCGCUGAUUACAUCGUCAGCUUUGACAUCUUCAACUCAACGUUUCAGUUGUACACUUACAGUUACCUAGGAAAUGGACUGAUGGCAGCUCGUCUGGCUACUCUGGGCGCUCUGGAUGCUGAAGGGUUGGAGUGGCGCAUUUUCAAAAGUUCCUGUCUGCCAAAGAAGUUCAGGGAUGAAUGGAGUUUUGGAGGUCUGACCUAUCAAGUGAGCGGUGACCCUGAGGGUGAGACAGGAUUCAAGCUUUGUUAUCAAGAAGUACUUAAGGUGGUGAAGGACAUUAUUCAUCAGCCGUAUGAGCUGCAAGACAGCAACGUUUUCUAUGCAUUCUCCUAUUACUUUGACAGAGCUGUGGAUGCAGGCCUUAUCGGUGGGGACCAAGGAGGGAGGCUGGAGGUCAGAGACUUCAAGAAGAGGGCUAAAGAAGUGUGCAAUAAGAUGACCAAGUAUCCUCCCAUAAGCCCCUUCCUGUGUAUGGACAUGGCCUACAUCACUUGUCUGCUCAAGGAUGGAUUUGGCUUUAAGGAGAACACAGUGCUGCAGCUGUCCAAGAAAGUCAACAACGUGGAGGCGAGCUGGGCACUGGGCGCCAUGUUUGACCACUUCUACAACCUGAAGAUCCACUGAGUAACAGCUGCUAAGUGACAAACAACAUAUAAUGGUACAAACCUUAUCUCACAGUCCCAUGCUGCUGCUGCUGCUGCUGCUGCUGCUGCUGCAUAUGGGCCGAACCAACCUCAGGGGUAAUUGCUAAUUUCUUUUAAAAUCCAAUUCAUCUCAUUAUUACAGUGAGCUAUAAAUGAGACGUUGACAUUUGGAGUGAAAAAUGUUACAGACUCAGUUUAUGCAGCUUUGAUAUCAGGGUCAUAAACUUAGCUGGUUGUGCUGUGCAAAAGCAGUGUUUACAAUAUGAUACACUGUGCUUCAGCAGUUUUUUAAUGGCAAAUGUUUUAUCAUUACUAAUAAGGAUAAUGGGGGGCAUUGCCUCAGUGUAUUUCAACCUCCGACUUCUGUUUACAAUUAUUAUGCAGUAUGCACUGAACAAUGCAUGGUCUUUAUAUCAUCAUAAACUUUUUAAAACCCG
Messenger RNA from Solea senegalensis (Senegalese sole), 2777 nucleotides. RefSeq names its product ectonucleoside triphosphate diphosphohydrolase 5-like. Gene Ontology annotation, molecular function: UDP phosphatase activity; GDP phosphatase activity. The transcript is spliced from 14 exons. The coding region runs from base 1016 to 2320 and encodes 434 amino acids. Gene Ontology annotation, biological process: nucleoside diphosphate catabolic process. Gene Ontology annotation, cellular component: membrane. The record is from RefSeq and is a predicted model, not a curated record. NCBI's taxonomy places the organism in Eukaryota, Metazoa, Chordata, Actinopteri, Pleuronectiformes, Soleidae.